AUGGAAACUCAGCCAGCGGAUCGUUUGGCGUUUGCCAGUGUUGUGGUCUCAUUCUCCAAAGUUCUCUACACACGUAACGCGUUCGUCAGCUUAAAACCGCACAUGGCUGUCAUUGCCACGCCUGGCUGCUGCUUCCAGGAGCUGCAAUCUGCUGCUAAUGCGCAGGCUCUGGCCACCACCAACAUGACCGAGAAGCGGGCCGUUCGCGCCAUGAAAAAGCGACUGCAGGACCGCCUGUACCAGCGAAAGCUCCGUGCCAAGCGUGACCAGAAGAUCUGCUCGCUCGAGCACGAUGUACAGGCUCUGGAAAUCAAGAUCGCCAAGCUGUACCGGGACUUGCAGCUUCGCAAACUGGCGGCGGCCAACGCCGAGACCCAACGCCGACAACAGCUGCAACGUCCGGACGGGUCACUACAGGACCACGCACGGUCGCUUGUCAUGCAGUUCUUCCGUGUGUACCAGAACGGCUACUCGCUGCCUUUGUCGAGUAUGCAGGAGCGCUUCCUACGCUCCAUCUUAGCUACAGACGUCGAGGGCACCGACCUGCGUGGAGUCGACGCCUUCAUUCAGCAGUGGCGGCUGUACGACCAGCACUUUGCGCUGUUUGUACUAGAGCCGCAGAUCUGGAAGACGCAUGACGUCGGCGACCAGUGCGUCAUGGUGGAGGUCGAGGUGAUGGUCUAUCUGCGUUGUCAUCGUCAGACUAUCGACAGAUUGUUCCCGAGUCUCAAGACUGGCAAGGUGGAUCCGGAGCUGGUCCUGCCGCUGGUAACCGGCACCACCGCCGUCGCCGGCACGCACACGUUUGUAGUGGAUCACACGGGUCACGUGAGCACUUUAUUGGUGAAUCUACAGCUACUGGAGACGCUGCGACGAGUGCUCGGAUCGCUGCAGAGCGUGGUGCAGCUCACAGACGGCGGCCGUAUCGCGCUCAGUAGUGGCACCAUCACUGUCGCUUAG
Molecule: messenger RNA, 960 nt
Organism: Phytophthora infestans T30-4
Lineage: Eukaryota; Oomycota; Peronosporomycetes; Peronosporales; Peronosporaceae
Exons: 1
Coding region: 1-960 (319 amino acids)
Source: RefSeq, a predicted model, not a curated record